Metopolophium dirhodum (rose-grain aphid) is the source of this 3681-nucleotide messenger RNA. Its product is annotated as nuclear pore complex protein Nup93-1-like. Gene Ontology annotation, molecular function: structural constituent of nuclear pore. The coding region runs from base 702 to 3257 and encodes 851 amino acids. Gene Ontology annotation, cellular component: nuclear pore. NCBI's taxonomy places the organism in Eukaryota, Metazoa, Arthropoda, Insecta, Hemiptera, Aphididae. The transcript has 3 exons. Gene Ontology annotation, biological process: protein import into nucleus; poly(A)+ mRNA export from nucleus. The record is from RefSeq and is a predicted model, not a curated record.
UGCGGUUUUCUCGUAUAACAUACUUUGCGCGUACCAAGAAUAUGGGUUAGCGAGUGGUUUUAUUGUGAAAACACCCAUGGACAAAAUUUUAGAGGAGGUUUUCAUCUGGUUCCGUAAGAAGCCCGAUUUUUGAUAUCUUUAAAACAUCAUGAUUAAUAAUGCACUUUUUUUUAAUUUUUCAAAAGUUAUUUUUAGGACUUAGAAAUUAAAAUUACAAAAAUCGGGCUUCUCACGGAACCAGAUAAAAAUCUCCUCUACAAUUUUGUUCGUAGGUGUUUUUGUGAUCAAACCACCCGGUAACCCAUGUUAUUGGAACGCGCAAACAUGUUUUUAAAGGAAUUUUUCGAGUGAUUUUUUUCCGUGACACGGCCAGUUUAUUGCCGUUAUCACGUCGUACAGAAUACGUAAAUGCCCCAUAGAUAAUAUAUUAUCUAUGAAAUGCCCGCAUGGCGGAUUCGGCGGAUUGGCGAUGGUUCAGUCAGCCACUGCCCAGCCACUGCUAGUGGUUUAAAUACUGCAAAUUUUCGACCAAAAAUUGGCGUCCAGUUUUUGAAGAUAAACGUUCAUUAUUAUAAACGAAAAUUACCGAUUUGAUUUGUUUUGCGGUUGGCAGAAUAAUAAUAUUGAAAUGCAUCUGAUCAAUUAAAAGUUACACAGUCUGUGGAUUAAAAACAAAAACAAUAAUAAUAAAACUUGAAAAUAUGGCUACUUCUGAUCUAGAUUAUCUACUGUUACAAGGGCAAACACUUUGUAAAGAUACUGAUACAUUUAAGCCAGUAACAAAAAUACAUAAAUCUUUACGUCAGCUAUGCCAGAACGCUGAUCAUGCUCCGAAACAGUCAAAUAGAGGGAAUGGUGAACAAUGCGCAAAAGAAUUUCUAGCAAAUCGUGGUAUAGAUCUUUCUGGCUAUUCUAAUGUGCUUAAAAAAUUAUGUACACUCAGUAAAAAUGCUAUCACACCGUGUGAUUCUAAACCAGUGAUGGACUAUUCAAGUAGUGUAGAGUCCUUGAUGGGGAGACACAUUGAAGACUAUAUCAAUAACUUAGAAGCAAAUGAUAACAAAGAUUCUGAUAAUUAUUUACAAGAUCAUCUAACGAGUUGGAAAAACAUUAAAAAAGAUAUAGUUUACAACGAGUUUGCUUCAGAUUCAUAUGAUGUAUCGUUUUGUCUUCAGAACUUAUUAACUACCAAAAAUACAUAUUUUACAUUUGAUCCCAGCCUAAAUAGUCCCAAUGAGUUGGAUGGUAAUUUUCUUUUUAUUUGGGAUGUUCAAGCGUACAUAAAUCAAAAAGAAUGUGGUAACAAUGAAUUGAUUGAAUUUUUCUUGGAAACCAUACACAAGAAUAAAGCCACUAAUGCACCAGUGAAACAUAUUUGGAAUGUAGUUAAGUACAUGUACAAUAUAAUCCCACAACAAUCACCUUAUGGAUCGUUUAAUGAACGUUUUUCGGAAGAAAAUCAAACAAACCUUGUUAAAAAUGCAAAGAGCUAUCUAGAAGAUAAAUACCAAGCCUUUCUUGUAAAAGAAACCAGGCAUUUGAAUAUUGCUAAUGACGGUAAUUACAUGGCAGCUAUUAUAAGCUCUUAUGUAUUUAUAAACACAGGCAGACCGGCAUCACAACUAAAUGAUUUUCACGUAGACGAACAAUCAAUUUGGCCAUUGCUCUAUUUCAGCUUAAGAUGUGGAAGAAUGGAUGUUGCUACCUAUUUUAUUAAAAAAUCUGGUUUAGCAUUAGAUGAAUUACUAAGUGUUUUUGUUCACCUGAAAGAAGCCAAUUUUACCGAACGUGUUUCUUCCAAUAUUAGCGUUACAUUAAACAAAUAUUACAGAACUCUUCCAAUGUGUGAUAAUGCAUUCAGGAAAAUAAUAUUCUCAUUGUUGGGUGUUGUGGAAGCCAAUAUUGAAAAAAAAGCUAUGUCUAAGACAAUUGAAGACAAGCUGUGGAUGUUAUUAGUUGAACAUUUUGCAAGCAAGUACAUGGAAGAUCCAAACGGGUUAGAUUACUGUUCGUUACAAAGAUAUAUUUUGGACAACGGUAAACAUUACAUGGACCAGCCUCAUGUAUACUUUGAGUUAUUGUUUUUGAUUGGGCAGUUUGAAAGUGCUAUAGACUUCUUAUAUCACAGUAUUAAGUUUUCCAAUCAUGCCGUGCAUAUAGCCAUCGCUUUGAACGAAAAACAUUUAUUAGCCACCCCUGAAUAUUUACAAGCCCCGUUUUUAUCUAAUGAGAACGUUGAUACUAAGUUUGUGCUUCUGAAUUAUACAAGAUUGAUUUUAUUAUUUUGCAAUAAGUUUCAAUCAACCCAUCCUCGUUAUGCAACAUAUUAUUAUUAUUUCUUAAGAAAUGUGAAAAGUCCAACUCUGACUGAAAACUUGUUUCACAAGUGCGUUGCAGAUCUGGCAACGACUUUUGAUGGGGACAUGUGUUAUUAUAUGUUUGGGUGUAUGGCCGAAAAUAAAAAUUUUACAGUAAGUAUUUUACACGAUAUUUUCGAUUAUUACACUGUUACAGCUAUAAUUGAUAAAACACUAGAAUUAACACUGGAAAUAAAUAAACUUGAAGUUGCCUUUAAGCUCUAUAGCUUUACAUCAAAAUAUAAGGCUGCAUACGGUGUUUUGAAUAGUAUACUGAGUUUUGCUAUUUACAAUUAUUAUGAUGUUUUUGAUCAAGCUAUGACUGAUGACAAGUGUAAAAUUGUAAAUAAAAACUUUUAUGACCGGGUUUACUCAUAUUUGGAGGAAUAUAACAAUGAUAUAUACCGUUACAAGAUUUACCUUAAGGAAGAACCAAAUAUUAGUCCCAAUUUGUCAACAUUUCAUGUCUUACGUAAUAUGUAUUUAUUUUUCUAUUAUUCUUCUAAGUACGAAUUUCUUUUAGCCAUUGAGAAGGCCAGUGAUACAGGUCUAGUACCAUUAACUAGUGAAGAUGCAAAACGAUGUUUAAAUAAUUGCACCAAUUGUGAUGAAAUUAUACAGAGAAACAUAAAUAAUUUAAUAAAGUUAUUAGUUAGUGUGUUGUGUAAAGAACAUUCUAAAAUUUUAAAACAUCAAAAUACCUCCAUAAAAGAAGAUUUAUUAAUUGAAGAAGUGGACAAUGAUGUUUUUGAUCAAAGCACAGAGGUUGGAUGGACAAUAUGGAAACUUCAGAAAACCAUUAGAGUUAUAUAUUUAUUCACUGCAAAAUUACCGGUACAUAUUGCUCUUGAUGCGGUUGAAUAUAUUUCAAAUAAUGCAUCAAACAUGCAACUCGGCUGAGAACUAAAAAAUCAUUUAGAUGAUAAAAUAUGUAUAUUAACUUAAUAAUUGUUUUUUUAACAAUAUAAUAUUAUUAACUAAAAUAUUUUUCAUUCAGUUUAAAUUUUUAAAAUUAUAUAUUAUUUGUUAUUUAAUAAGGGUAGCAGUUUUAUUAAAACUGUUUAUUUUUGAGAUUCUCACAUUGUUUAUAAUACCAUUUAAUAUUUAUUGAAACCUUGUUAAAAAAUUGUGUUUUUUUUUUAAUAUUAUAGUAAACGAUUUUUAUUUUUAUUUUUCUAAUUAUCAUUUUGUAAAUAAUUUUUUAUACCAUGGUAAAAAUGUUAUAAGUUUAAAAGUUAUCUAAGGUUAGACCAAUUUUGAGCUGUUUGAUUUGUUAUGACUUUAAUGACCUUGUAAUAAACAAUUUAUCAAACUGUUUCGUAAA